AUGGAAGUGCUCAAUGAGCUUUUUCCCAAGAUGGGCUUAGAGUGUCGUGGAUCGAUCGUUUUCAUCCAUCUCGCGUGUUGUGACGGGGACCCAAAUUCCUUUGAGGUCGAGCACCUCAAGUCUGCCGAACCUCAAGACCGUCUAUGUUCCGGAGUGGUUCACCUAUGGUCUGGGCUGGUUCAAAGAGAGAGGGGGGGUGAGUUGGAGUAUAGCGAUCCAACGACAAUGAGCUAUCGGGUUGCAUCCGCUCCAUACGUCCACCGUAUAAUGGAGCAUCCCGGUAUCCGAAUUGUGCUGUAUCGUGAUCAGGAUCCGGAGUCGGUCGAGCAGACUGUUCGACCUGGGAAUUGGCGGGAAGUAGGCCGCGAUACUAUAGAGGCGGAAGAGCAUCGAGAUAGGAUGAUCUCGCGUAUAGGUCCGCAUCUGUACGUUUUCGAGCCAAUUGCCGAGUCCACUGCGGCUGUGCCAGUGGCCGGUCCCAGUGCUAAGAUGCAAAUACGAGUUUGA
Messenger RNA from Letharia lupina, 507 nucleotides. RefSeq lists its product as uncharacterized. Lineage: Eukaryota; Fungi; Ascomycota; Lecanoromycetes; Lecanorales; Parmeliaceae. The transcript has 2 exons. The record is from RefSeq and is a predicted model, not a curated record. The coding region runs from base 1 to 507 and encodes 168 amino acids.